ACGCGGAGCGGAAGGUUCCCGUGGCUUCACCUUCAUCUGUUUUCUUUCCGCCUUCACCCCAGUAGAAAAAAGGGAGAAGAAAAUUAAACAUGCGAAGCUUUUAACGCGCUCCCCCCAAAAUUUUUCUUCCCUGUUUCCUUUUUUUUUUGCUCACCUUUACCCGCUUUUUAUCCCUUUAAGCUUCUCUACACUUCAAGUGGAGGAAGAUGAGGAGGGUCUUCCCUGGUUUCUCGCCUCUUUCCUGAAAUUAGGAACUACUUUAGGAAUCUACGGUUAACUUUCUGAAGAAAAUUCAGUUGAUGGCUGAUAAUUUGGUAGCCUUGGUUGAUGAUCUUAAGAACAAAGAUUUAUGAAGCCUUGCACUGAUUAGGAAGUUACCAAUUGCUAGUUUGAAUGGUUCAGUUCUGGUUAUUCUCUCAUGAAGGGAAAGAUAAUAAAGGAUAAAUGAAAAUAUGAUAUACUUCUUCUGUUUUUACACUGAGAUUAAAGAGCAGGUAAAUAUAUUGCAGAUCUUAUAGUCAGAAGGUCUAGUUAUUGUCAAGCCACAGAAAAUCCCCAGAAAACAUUCACCAGAAAUCAGGCUUUCUGUUACCAAACAAGAGAAUGGUUUCAAGUGGUUAUGUGAAGCGCACAGAUGAAAUUCAGGAAGAAUUUGAACCAGCAAAAACACCCAGUGAUUAUGAGACAAAGGAUCAUACCUCUAUUCACAUUAGUACAUCUCGAAGAGGACUUUUGGAUGAGAAAAGACACGGGAAUAAAUUUCUGAGUGCGGUAGCAGCUUUUCCAGGUAAAUCCAUGUUUGUGAAACUUGGAUCUUCCAGUAGGUUAUCUUCUUCUUCAUCCAAAUUCCGGCGGAUUGCAGAGGAAAGAGAUGAUAUUCCACAUUCUGUUCCUUCUCCUGUUUAUCAUAGUCGUUCCAAACGUUUCCCUGUGCCCUUUGCCAAGAAAAUCAACUGGGUUUCUCUAUGGAGAAUGUGUAAGGAAUGGAUAAGAGAUCCCCUGAACAUGGCACUGUUUGUUUGGAUUGCCUGUGUUGCCAUCUCAGGUGCUAUCUUGUUCCUUGUCAUGACUGGAAUGUUGAAUGGUGUUUUACCAAGAAAAUCCCAGCGAGACACCUGGUUCGAAGUCAAUAAUCAAAUCCUCAAUGCACUAUUUACCCUUAUGUGCCUCUACCAACAUCCCAAACGAUUUCACCAUCUUGUGCUUUUGUGCCGAUGGAGACCAGAAGAUGUUCUAACGCUUCAAAAAAUAUACUGCAAAAAUGGAACAUACAAGCCUAAUGAACGGAAGCAUAUGAUGAUCGUAGUGAUUCUUCUUCAUAUCAAUUGUUUCGCUCAGUAUGCCUUGUGUGGUCUUAACUUAGGAUACCCCAGAUCCAAAAGACCUGCUAUUGGAGUUGGUUUGUGCAUUUCUGUUGCAAUUGGUGCACCAGCAAUUGCCAGUGUGUACAACAUUCUUAGCCCCCUCGGGAAGGAAUAUGAGACAGAAACAGAUCAGGAAGCACAGGGUCAGACUAGUUCUGCUGUGGAUCACAGACCUGCUCAUCUUCGGCUGAAAUCCUUAGAAAAGAGAUAUUCUUUUACAGUAAGUAAUGGAAACAGGGUCGCAGAAAGUAGUCCACGAUGGGUAGGGGGACUGUUUGAUUUCUGGGAUGAUAUUUCUCUGGCGUAUCUCUCAGUGUUCUGCAGCUGCUGUGUUUUUGGAUGGAAUAUGGAUAGGCUUGGAUUUGGUAACAUGUUUGUUCAUAUAACAACUUUCCUUCUGUUUUGUCUGGCUCCUUUCUUUAUCUUCAACUUGGCAGCUGUCAAUAUCAACAAUGAGGCUAUUCGAGAAGCAUUGGGAAUCACAGGCUUUGUGCUCUGUAUCUUUGGUUUGUUGUAUGGUGGUUUUUGGAGGAUUCAGAUGAGGAAGAAAUUUAACCUUCCUGGAAAUACCUUCUGCUGUGGUAAACCAGCAAUUACAGAUUGUUUUCAAUGGCUUUGCUGUUGCUCGUGUUCUCUUGCUCAGGAGCUGAGGACAGCAGACUACUACGAUGUUGUGGAAGAUAAAUUAUACUUGAAGGAAAUGAAUAAUAGCACUCCACUCAUGCUGUUCCCUCUGCCUCGUGAAGCUGGGUUUACUGCCCUCAGAUCAAGCCCUAGCUCUUCACAGGGCAAUUCCAAUCGAUCCCUCUUCAGGGUGGACAAUUUAACAAGUCCUAUCAGAUCUUCAGGUGUUUUAGCUCCGGAACAGCAUUUGCCUAUUGUCAAGGACUCAUCAGUAUGAGGUAAAGAUGCAACAAUGAAGCCACCUGUCCUAUCUGUGAUACAAAGAGAAGAUAAUAUGUUAUCAUGAUGUAUGGUGUGCUAUCCUAGCCAACAUAUUCAUUUUUUGAUGUCUCCACUUGUGUUCACAGAAAUUGAUGUUGAUAUAAUUUUUUUCUACUCCUGUCCUUGGUGUAGGGAUGGGUGAUA
Messenger RNA from Elaeis guineensis (African oil palm), 2453 nucleotides. RefSeq lists its product as uncharacterized. The record is from RefSeq and is a predicted model, not a curated record. Gene Ontology annotation, biological process: sesquiterpene biosynthetic process. NCBI's taxonomy places the organism in Eukaryota, Viridiplantae, Streptophyta, Magnoliopsida, Arecales, Arecaceae. Gene Ontology annotation, molecular function: cyclase activity.